Messenger RNA from Paramecium sonneborni, 1056 nucleotides. Lineage: Eukaryota; Ciliophora; Oligohymenophorea; Peniculida; Parameciidae. The record is from the annotation of a GenBank genome assembly.
AUGAAUUAAUAGAAGAAUAAUGGAGAUUAAUUGAAGUUUAUUAAAAUAGCAUCAAAAAAAUAACGUGAAUGGUGUUAAGCUAUUGCUAUAAAUGAUGAUUGCUCUUAGUUUUUUAUAGGAUUUAAAACAGCUAUAAAAGUUUUUGUUUUUAAUGAAGGAAACCUUAAACAAUUAUAAAUUCUAAAUCAUCAUACUAAUUAUAUAACAGAUUUAAAGUUAUGUAAUUGUUAAUUAUUAAAUUCAAAUUAAUGUCUCAUUUCAGCCUCAGAUGAUAAAACAAUAAUACUUUGGUAAUAAUCAGGUUAAAAAUCCUAAAAUUAAUUUUGGAAUUAUUUUUAAAGAUUGUAUGGACAUUAAGAUAAAAUUAAUUGUUUAUCAAUUUUAGAAACUAAAUAUUAAAUUGUAUCUGGUAGUGCAGAUAAAUCAAUAAAAAUUUGGAGUAUUUCAAAUCCUAAGUAAAAUUUAACUUGUUCUCAAACAAUUCAAAAUCAUUCCUCUGAAAUUUGGGCAUUAUCAAUAAAUUAAUGUCAAGAUACUAUUAUAUCUUCUGGAGAAGAUAGAAUAAUAUUGAUUAUAGAAUAUAAUAAUGAAAUUUGGAUAGUAAAACAAAAAAUUAAUGUUAUGGAAUAUGGAUAUAGGAUUUGCUUUAUUAAUAACAAUUUAUUUUGUUUCUAGCCUAUAUCUAGUAAGUAAUUGCAUAUAUAUCAACUAAAUAGUAAUUAGGUAUAUAUAAAAUCAAAAGAGAUAAAUGUAUAAGGAGGUGAUUAUUAUUGUAAACCUUACUUUCCUUCAAUUUAUAUAAAUUAAAAAUAACUCUUAAUUAAUAAAAAUGGUUGUAAAGUAAAUAUAAUAAGAACCAAUAUUUAAAAUGAUGAAUAACUUGAUUUAGAAUUUAUCUUGGAACAAGUAAUAGAUUUUGGAACAACAGAUGGAUGGGGAUAUCUUUAUGGAUCAAUUAGCAAUAAUGGAUAAUAUUUAGUAACAUGGGAUUAUAAAUCAGAAGAAAUUUAAAUAAUGCAAUUAUAAGUUAUAUAAAUUAGAUAAUAAUAAUAAUGA